This is a messenger RNA of Polyodon spathula (Mississippi paddlefish), 1231 nucleotides long. Its product is annotated as prolyl 3-hydroxylase 1-like. The record is from RefSeq and is a predicted model, not a curated record. Gene Ontology annotation, biological process: collagen fibril organization. NCBI's taxonomy places the organism in Eukaryota, Metazoa, Chordata, Actinopteri, Acipenseriformes, Polyodontidae. Bases 34 to 1047 code for a protein of 337 amino acids. Gene Ontology annotation, cellular component: endoplasmic reticulum. The transcript has 4 exons. Gene Ontology annotation, molecular function: collagen binding; protein binding.
UCCCCUCCCGCUUGCCCAGCGCAGUUGUGAACCAUGGCGGCGGCUCCUGAUAACGUGGCAUCUCUUUCGCGUUGCCUUCCUCUCUCUCCCUUUCGUUUUAUUUUCGUCCUCUGUCUCCUUUCCUCUCUUUCUCUCAAUUAUUCUUUUUCCUUUCCGGACUCUUUACAAAACACAGGUACCUCCGCAAACGGGCAAGCCCGCUUACUACCUCCCUACGACGGCCUGUACCUGGCGGGUGUCCGCGCCUACUUCGCGGAGGAGUGGGAGAAAGCGGCCGAGUAUUUGGAGCGCUCGCUGCAGACCCGCUCCGCGCUGGACCGGGUAAAGCGAAGCUGCCUCGCCGGGUGUGCGCUGGACGGGUUCGGCUCCGGGCCUGCGGCGGGGGGCAACAGUUUAUCGGAUCUGAAGUUUUUUUGGACUGUGCUGAGACGAGCCGAGUGUCUCCUGUUCUGUGAACGAAACCGACUCGAACCGACAGCGCGGUCCGCUGUGUCAGAAGAAGUGCUGGCGGAUUUUGAGAGUCGGAACCCCUAUAACUAUCUGCAGGUCGCGUAUUACAAGUUGAAGAAGGUUGAGAAGGCAGUCUCAGCAGCGCACACGUUCUUUGUCUCGAACCCAGAUCACCUGGAGAUGAAGCUAAACUUGCAGAACUACAGGAAGAUGAAGGGAGUGAGAGAGGAGAGCUUCACUGACCAGGAGAGUAGAGCACACUGGCUCCAGUUUGAUGCUGCUCGGUUUUCAGAAGGACAAGGUGAUUUCCUGGCUGCGGCAGAGGGCUGGGAGGAGUGUGUGAGCAAGACGCUGGCUGCAAUAAACGAGUGUAGAGCACUGUGUGAGGGGCCGUAUCAUUACCAUGGAGAUGACAGUCACCUAACCGACAAGAGAGACCUCUACCAGAGCACUGCAGACCAUUUUUUACAGGUGCUCUCCUGCCGUCAGUCCUGUGUCUCUCAGGUGGCGACUCGCCCCGGACAUAUUUUCGCAGUUGAGGAUUUCCUGCCCUCCAUAUUUGAGCACCUGCACUUCACCUAUUACAAGGGUGUGUGAGUGUGAGUGGCCAGAGUGAGUGUGUGUCAUCCAUAACUAAGGCCAUGUGAAAAUUGCAAUUUCACAGGCUGGGCAGAAAUUGUGAAAUUAGCCCAAUACCGCGAUUUUUAUAAUAUUCUUAAGAAAUAAAAAUUAUUUCGUAAUUGUUUGUAUUUCAGUGAUUGUCAUGUUAUAUGUAGUCUAA